UUGGUAGAAUUCCCAAUGCUUUCAAUUAUAUGACUAAUGGAGAGUGGAUAACUGUUGUUUUUCAGGUGACAGGAGUAAAGAUGCCUGCAGAUCAGCCAAUUGAUCCAAAGUACAUUGAGUGGAUAAGGAUGGGGACCACAGUGGCUACAAAUGCUCUGUUGGAACGAAAGGGAGAAAGAAUGGCUCUGGUUAUUACUGAAGGAUUCCAUGAUUUGUUGCAUAUUGGCAAUCAGACAAGACCUAAUAUAUUUGAUUUAAAAGUUAUAUGUCCAGAGGUACUGCAUGAAGAUGUUAUUGUUGUGAAAGGUAGACUGGUUUUAGAGCAAGAUGACAGUAAAAUUCAAAGACCACAAAACUGUAAAAUAGUGUCUGGAAGUACUGGGCAAAAGCUUGAAGAGUGGGAACCUUUGGACAAAGGAAAGCUUAGAAAAGACCUACAGAGAGUCCUUGAUAAAGGAAUCAAGAGUUUAGCUGUUGUGCUCAUGCACUCUUACAUGUAUGAUGUACAUGAAAGAGAAGUUGGUGAAAUUGCCCUAGAGAUGGGUUUUGAUCAGGUGUCACUCUCUUCUACAAUAAUGCCCAUGGUUAGGAUUGUACCCCGAGGUUACACAGCUUCUGCCGAUGCUUAUUUAACCCCUUGUAUAAAGAAAUAUAUCAGAGGAUUUACAGCUGGCUUUCAAGAUGGCAUCCAGGACAAAGUGUUGUUUAUGCAGUCUGAUGGCGGCUUGACUCCUGUGUCAAAGUUUUAUGGAUCAAGGGCCAUUUUGUCUGGACCUGCAGGUGGUGUGGUUGGUUAUGCAAUGACAACUUUUCACAGAGAGACAGAGCAACCAGUCAUUGGAUUUGAUAUGGGAGGAACAUCAACAGAUGUGUCUCGAUUUGCUGGUCAAUAUGAACAUGUGUUUGAGACAACAACAGCAGGAAUCACUAUACAGGCACCGCAGCUGGACAUCAACACUGUGGCAGCAGGAGGUGGAUCUCGCCUAUUUUUCAGGGCGGGGCUAUUCGUUGUUGGACCUGAGUCAGCCAGUGCCCAUCCAGGACCUGUUUGUUACCGAAAAGGUGGUCCAUUGGCUGUGACAGAUGCAAACCUAGUGCUUUGCAGGAUUCUACCUGAGAACCAGAUCUCCACAGAAGCAUUCCUUCAUAUGCGGUACAGUGGAACAGACUGCGCGCUCAUGUGUACUGCUGAUCCUCAGAAAGACACAAAGGAAGGAGAAACCUGUCGCCAUGGUGAUUUUGGACAGGCGUUUAAGGAACGAUACGUUCGGGAAUUUGGUUUCACGAUACCUAACAGACAGAUCCUAAUUGAUGACAUCAGAGUGAGAGGGACUGGACACUCUAAGACAUCCGUAUCACAUGAAAUACCAAAAGCGAGCACCCCUCCCCCGGUGAAAAAGACAACGAAAUGUUACUUUGAAGAUGGUUUUCAUGACACGAAGGUGUACCUCCUUGAGGAGUUGUCCGCUGGCCAGCUUAUAGAUGGACCGGCCAUUAUCGUAAAUAAUACCAGUACCGUUCUUGUUGAACCACAAUGCAAAGCGUCUAUCACUUCAUCAGGAGACAUCAAGAUUGAGAUUGGAGGAAACCAAGGCAAAAAGAGUAUUGGAACAGAACUAGAUGCGAUUCAGCUUUCCAUAUUUUCCCAUCGUUUUAUGAGUACAGCUGAGCAGAUGGGCCGAGUUCUUCAGCGUACAUCAAUUUCAACUAACAUCAAGGAGCGACUCGACUUUUCCUGUGCUAUGUUUGGACCAGAUGGAGGCCUGGUUGCCAAUGCCCCACACAUCCCAGUUCAUCUCGGUUCCAUGCAGGAAACUGUGCAAUAUCAGAUUCGCACUUUAGGAGAUGAUCUGAAGGAAGGUGAUGUUUUACUCAGUAACCACCCGAGCGCAGGCGGGACACAUCUUCCAGAUUUAACUGUCAUCACCCCGGUUUUCUAUCCUGGUCAAUCAAAGCCCGUGUUCUUUGUCGCAAGCCGUGGCCAUCAUGCAGAUAUCGGAGGAUCUGCUCCAGGGUCCAUGCCGCCUGAUUCACAUUCCAUAUUUGAAGAAGGAGCCGUGUUCAAAUCAUUUAAAAUAGUUAAAGGAGGUGUCUUUCAAGAAGAAGCACUGAUUGAAAAGCUUAUGGAGCCCAGCAAGUAUCCCGGAUGCAGUGGAACGCGCAAUCUCCAUGACAACCUGUCUGAUCUUAAGGCCCAAGUGGCGGCUAAUCAUAAGGGAAUCAAAUUGAUUAGUAGCUUGAUAGAAGAAUACAGCCUGCCCGUGGUGCAGGCAUACAUGAAGUAUAUUCAGCAUAAUGCCGAAGUUGCUGUUCGAGAAAUGCUGAAAGAUAUUGCUGCAAAAACUAAGGAACGCACCGGAAAGACAGUACUAUCCGCCGAGGAUCACAUGGAUGAUGGAUCGCGCAUUAAACUUACAAUUUCCAUCGACGAGAAAGAGGGCAGCGCAGUCUUUGACUUCACAGGAACUGGACCCGAGAUGUACGGGAACUGUAAUGCACCUCGCGCCAUCACCUUCUCUGCCAUUAUUUACUGUCUGCGGUGCAUGGUCAAACACUCGAUACCGCUGAACCAGGGUUGUUUGACGCCAGUAAAAGUAGUUAUUCCGCCUGCUAGCGUUCUUGAUCCAACGGAAACUGCGGCAGUUGUUGGCGGGAACGUAUUGACUAGUCAGCGAGUUGUUGACGUGGUGCUGAAAGCCUUUGAAGUGUGCGCUGCGUCACAGGGCUGUAUGAAUAACACGACCUUUGGCGACGAAGGAUGCGGCUACUACGAGACAAUCUGCGGAGGAUCUGGGGCGGGACCCACAUGGGACGGACGCAGUGGAGUUCAUGUCCACAUGACAAACACAAGGAUCACAGAUCCAGAGAUAAUCGAAAGAAGGUUUCCAGUGAUUCUGCGCCGUUUUCAUCUCAACCCCGGUACUGGUGGGAAUGGUUUUCACAGGGGUGGUGACGGUGUUAUACGCGAGCUGCUGUUUAGAAAAGAGCAAGUUCUUUUGAAUGAAUAUAACUGAGUUCUAAAUUUCUCAGCAUUUAAGUCUCUAAAAUGUCAUGCUGGAUUUUUUUGUCAUAGCAAUGAUAAAGAUAACACGAAUGAACGUAACCUAAAUUUUUUUCAGGUUGGCAGGAUUAAUUAAUUCUCCCCAAGGCAAGAUUAAGAUUAAAAUUCUUCUUUGUUUCUUCGAAGUUUACGGACCAGUCAUGCGCCAGUUUUUCCCAACGGGCCGUCCUGAACUUUUCACUUUGUAUCUUCAUUUAUUAAUCUUCAUUUUCAAAACAGGCCAACCAUUGCAAAUUUAGAAAACGUGACUUCGAAUAACCUAACAAUAACAAAGUAUGCUAAAAAAUGAAAUGAUUGCUGAGCACAUGUGCACAGCCUAGCUCCGCAACCACACCUGCGUGACCUUCGGCGCAACGGAGGGCCCAAACACGGUAAUUACAGCUGUUAAGCGUCAACAUCUUCAAAUGAGGUCUACUGCACUUCACUGCGUACAAAACCUUUCCAAUUAAAAUGAAGCAGGACAGGA
This is a messenger RNA of Pocillopora damicornis (cauliflower coral), 3527 nucleotides long. RefSeq names its product 5-oxoprolinase. Gene Ontology annotation, molecular function: 5-oxoprolinase (ATP-hydrolyzing) activity. Gene Ontology annotation, biological process: glutathione metabolic process. NCBI's taxonomy places the organism in Eukaryota, Metazoa, Cnidaria, Anthozoa, Scleractinia, Pocilloporidae. Gene Ontology annotation, cellular component: cytosol. The record is from RefSeq and is a predicted model, not a curated record.